AUGCAAUUGCGAAAAAGCUUCCAAUACACCAAAAGAGCUACUAAUAGGGGCACAGUGUUACAACAACCGGAUUUUGAAAAGAAAUUUAUAAAAGAAACAGAUGUCUUCAAUGUAGGUAUCGGAGCAGUUCUAUGUCAAGAGUUUGAUGGAGAUAGUUUGCCGGUCGCAUUUGCUUCACGUAAAUUAGGAAGCGCAGAGCGCAAUUAUUCGAUAAGUGAAAAAAAAAUGCUAGCAGAACUGUGUGCAAUGGAGCAUUUCAAAUACUUUUUACUAGAAAGAGAAUUUAAAUUGAUAACAGACCAUAAAGCUCUUAAAGCGUUAGAUGACCGCGGAACACUGCGCUCAAAAAGAAUUGAACACUGGAUCGAAAGAAUUCAGCUCUUCAGUUUAAAAGUUGAAUGUAGACAAGGACGGAAAAUAACUCAUGUAGAUGGACUAAGCAGAAUAACUCAAACACAUCACAUUAACAUAAUUAAAGAUACUAUAGAAAAAGAAAAGAAAAAAGCAAUCUUAAACUUCUAUAAACAAAUAGUGCAUCGGGGUGCUAGAAUAAUCUGUGAGAAAUACAAUAAGGCACACAAAGAUCAAGUAUCGUAUCAACUAAUAAAAGAAGUAUUAAGUAAUUGUGUAGAAUGUAAAUUAUACAAUCUAAUUAAAGUUAAUAACUCACAUUAA
This is a messenger RNA of Vairimorpha ceranae, 675 nucleotides long. RefSeq names its product gag-pol fusion protein. Bases 1 to 675 code for a protein of 224 amino acids. Lineage: Eukaryota; Fungi; Microsporidia; Nosematidae. The transcript has a single exon. The record is from RefSeq and is a predicted model, not a curated record.